UCUUUUGUUCUGAGUGUUUAAGUACAGUAUUUACGAUAAAAACACUUCUCGAAUCUGGCACUUCCUGCAGUGAAUCAUCGCUCUGUCAAAUGCAGCCUUCCAACCCCGUGCGAUGCUCUUGAACCUUAACAAUUACCCGGCCUCAUCGUCAUCCUCCGCCGGUGUUCACUGCUUCCUCUUCCUCGGCUCCCCAAAUCGUGCUUCCGGCCGCAGCAGCAAUGUCAUACCGGUUCCCUUCCCAUGAUCCGGAGCCGCUGUACUCUUUCACGUCCGAGUCUCUCGGUAAGCCCACUGUCUCGCGCAAUGGAUGGUCCGUAUACUCCUCCAAGCGGCCAAUCAUGACCGCAGACGAGAUCGAUCGCGCGACUGCCAGGAUUGGCAUCCCAAUGCCUGAAAUGAUCUUUGGCAAAAACUAUAUCGUCGUCGCUCACGAAAGUGGCUGGAGUCUCGGAUUCAACGCAGUUGACGCGCUCGACCUUGUAGUCAAGCACGGAAAUCCCGAGGGCGGUCUCGUCAAGGUCGCCUACUCUGAGGCAUGGAUGAACGAUAAAAAGAAAACCAGUGACGAAGUCCACCAGGUCGUCAAACCUUUUGACUGGACCUACACAACCUCAUACCAGGGCACUCCUGCACCGAGCAAGGUUACCUGGGAGCCUACUUCGCAAUCAAUACCCCUCGAUAAGCUCAGACGUCCUGAUCCGAUCCUAUUUUUUGAAGAGGUCGUGCUCUUCGAAGAUGAAUUGGGUGAUAACGGCAUUGCAAUGGCAGAAGUCAAAGUCAGAGUAAUGGAAGAACGACUUCUCCUUCUAUGCCGCUUGUUCGUCAGAGUUGAUGACGUUCUCUUCCGGAUACGCGACACCCGCUUAUUUAUCGAGUUUGAGGACAACACAAUCCUCAGGGAGUACACAGUCAAGCAGGAUUCUUAUGAGAAUGUGAAACGCAAAAUCCCUCAUUCCGCCAGAGACUCCGGGCUCUUUCUAAGAGACGCAAACUGGAUUGCAGAGAAAAUGCCAGUCAUACAGACUGUAACCGAGAAAUCUGCUCUAUCAAGUAGUUGAUGCUUAUGUAUCAAUUUGAAAUAAAAAUGUUAAAAUAUUGAA
Molecule: messenger RNA, 1100 nt
Organism: Myxozyma melibiosi
Lineage: Eukaryota; Fungi; Ascomycota; Lipomycetes; Lipomycetales; Lipomycetaceae
Product: TIP41-like family-domain-containing protein
Exons: 2
Coding region: 219-1058 (279 amino acids)
Biological process (GO): TOR signaling
Cellular component (GO): cytosol
Source: RefSeq, a predicted model, not a curated record